Archocentrus centrarchus (flier cichlid) is the source of this 2513-nucleotide messenger RNA. RefSeq lists its product as uncharacterized. Gene Ontology annotation, molecular function: cytokine activity. The record is from RefSeq and is a predicted model, not a curated record. The coding region runs from base 52 to 1110 and encodes 352 amino acids. Lineage: Eukaryota; Metazoa; Chordata; Actinopteri; Cichliformes; Cichlidae. The transcript is spliced from 7 exons. Gene Ontology annotation, biological process: macrophage chemotaxis; immune response; cytokine-mediated signaling pathway.
CCUGCUUCAUUCUUUGGUGUUACAGUAUCUAGAGCGGGCACUGCUAUCACCAUGGACAUGAUGGAUUCUCUGGUUAAUGGUGGUGUGCUGAUUGCACACCAGAUCCAUGAGGGAAAGCAUCAGUAUGAAGUGGAAAAUGUAGUGAAUUACAAAAAACAGGCUGGAGGAAAUCCUUUCAUCAGGAAAGGAGACAAACUGCUGCAGGUAAAUGGCAUUGACCUGAAAGAUCUCACGCCUAAGGAUCUGGCAACAGCGUUAGCUGAGGGUAAUCCAAUGCUGACAGUCCACAAACCAGCCAAGGAACAGAAUUGCACCCCUUCCCUGACACCCCCGACUGAGGACUCUUUGCAGCCUGUCUCUAAAGAGUCCACAAUACUGAAAUUUGGCUGGGAGAUGACAAGGGAGGAUGACUCGGAGAAGAAUGAGGUGAAGCAGCAGGGAGAAAAAAAGGAGACGGAGGAUAAAGAAGAGGAUAUCUGCCCAGAGAAAACCGAGGAGAACAAGAUGUUCAUUGUUGAGAUGACAAAAACUAGUAUCUCUUUGGUGAGAGGCAGGGGCUGUGAUGAGAUGGGAUGCACCCUUAGUGACAUUAUCAUGGUGUCAGAAUCCAGCACGGUGACGCUUGUUCCAAGAGGAAGCACCAGUUUCCGCCAGGAAAAGUUUUUAAACGUUUUAGUCGAACAUGUGGCCACUCACCACUACCUCAGAGGCGUCCGUUCUCAGAGUGUCAUCUACACUUCACCAAAUCCAGAGAAAAUUACUAUUUACUACUACAAGUCAAAUGGUAUAAGAUGGGGUUCCACCGGGGUGCCAGUGGUCCUAAACCUCACUGAUUCCAACUGCUUCCUCAGGUGCUGCAAGCAAGCGGACACAAUGCUCCUAAAACUGGAGACAUGUGAAAAGGAGAGGCUGAAGCAGAUCUCCAAGAGCGAUGAGAGUACCCUCUCCUUUGUGUUCUACAUGAGGGGUGACGCGGUCAAACGACGGAAGUUUGAGUCAGCUUUACAUCGCGGCUGGUACAUCAAUGUUUUCGACACAGACUCAGUGGGUAUGGCAACCUUCGAUGGUCAUGCAGAACCUCAGUCCUUUGUCUUCAUCAUUCAAAAGUGAUGCAGAGUCAUUUUCAAUACUCAGACAAGUCAGUUAAACCUUUAACAUUUUCUUGUAAAUAUUAUGUUUGACUUAAAUGUUACAUUAAAAAAAAAAAAACAUGACGGGUACUCUUGUGUUUGAGCUUCCUGGUUUAACAACACAAACCAAUGGCAGUGUGUCAGAUUCUGCUCUUGCAGAGAUGCAUAGUUAUCCAUUCACAUUAAGGCCAUGCCUCCACACAGCUGCCAUUCCACAUGUCCCUACCUCAGAGAUCACAUGGGAAAUUAUCUAAGACCGCAGCUGUAGUGUUAUUGCUUGAGUUGGUAAACUGCCUCAGUGAACUUGCCUCCAGUGAUGGGCGAGUCAUCCACCUCUGCUUCCUGUAUGGGAGCAUUUCAGUAGAAUGGAGGAGAUCAUUGAAGUAUUCUUUCCACCAUCCAACUACGUCCUCAUUCUUGUCCAGAAGUCUUGUUUCCAUGAACUCCCUGAACUUCUCCCACACCCAAGUUUUUAUUCAUCUACUGCCAGAGCCACACUCUGCUUGGCUCUAACAUGGCAGGCACCAGCCACCUUGUAGCCACAGCCCUGUGAAGCGGCUUCAACAAUGGAGGUGCGCAACAUGGUCCAUUCAGACUCAGUGUCCUUGUCCUCCCUCUGAAUGGUAUCAGAGUUCUGCUGGAGGUGGGAAUUGAAGAUCUCACAGACUGGAGCCUCUACCAGAUGCUCCCCGCUCACCCUCACGCCAGGCCUGCCCAGCUUCCUACCCCGCCACCUGAUCCAGCUCACCACCAGGUGGUGAUCGGUUGACAGCUCAGCUCCCCUCCACCCGAGUGUCCAGAACAAAACUCUGCAGAACUGAUGAUACAAUUAUGAAAUUGAUCAUCAACCUGAUACAUACUGUGUCUACUGACAUGUGAAUGCAGCUGGGGUAACUGGGAUUGUUUUAAGUGGUCUUUUAAGCUGAUGUUAUUGAUUGUUUGUUUUUGAAUAAAUAUUGUGUAAAUGUUUGAAACAAAAGUAACAAAUUAAAACAUUAUCAAAUUUUAAGUAAAAAACAUGAUAAUGUGGAAAUUGCUUUUUAUUUAACACUUUUAUUAUGUACAUUGUUAUAAGACAUUGUGGGGAAAAAAAUACACAUAACAUGAACUAUAUAAUGGCCCGAUGUAUUAACACAAGUGUAUUUAAAUGUUAAUAUUUAGAAAGUCAUUUUAAUAACACAUCUCAUAUCUACUGAAAAUCACACUUUUAGGCUUUGAUCGUAUAAUCACCUCAUACAAAUGUGCUUCUGUUAGCUUACUCAUUACUCACUGCUCCGAAAAGAAAUGCAUUUUUUUGUACACAUGCAAAGUACAGUUUGUAAACUCUAUCAUAAUUUUUUUUAAUGCAAUAAUUCACAACAUUUGACAUUUUAGCAAAUUGUU